GAUGAUCGUGUGCUGCGAUGUGUAUUUCCUUAACCAUGUCGAAGUCGGAGCUAGAAGUUCGAUCUGUACCGGAACAAUUGGAGAGCAAAACGUGCUCCCGUGUAAGCGUCUAUCACAAUCUGGUGACUCUUCAAGAUGUCCAAAACAUGGUAAAACAUUCGCUAAGUAACGAAGCAAAAGUGCACAAGUUUUCAUUGCAACCGUUCUCGGAUGGAAAGCUAGGAUUUCAAGGAUCUCACCAACGGCUCCUCGUGGAAAUUGAAACCAAAAAUGGAAAAGAAACGUUGUCGUUCUUCGUCAAAUUUAUACCGUACAGCGUACCGUUUCACGCCGAGUAUGUGAUCGACAAAUGUGUCUUUCCCAAGGAAAGAGCAUUCUAUCGUGACAUACUUCCCAAACUUUACCGUGAAUACAAAGUCGAGCCGUGGGCUGCAACGUGUCAUUUGGUCAAGGAACAUUUGCUGGUUUUCGAAGAUUUAAGCGCUAAGGGUUACAGGACGAGGAACAAAUUGUUCACUAAGGAACUAAUCGUCUCUGGUCUAACGAGUAUCGCGCGACUACACGCGUCUUCUCUUGCGGCGGAAGCGCGUCUUGGAAAGACUUUCAAGGAAAUGUAUCCCGAUGCUUUCGCGGAGACUUGUUUCCCGCGAACUGGGAAGCUUCGAACGUGGUUCGAAGUUGGUAUCAAUGCUAAUGUUGCUGUUGCAGAGUACCUCGGUCUCGACGGUACCUUAAUACCAAAGGUCUGCGAAGAAAUAUAUCCAGCCAUCGAAACGUCAUCUACGAAAAAGAACGUGGUCAGUCACGGAGACUUAUGGGGAAACAAUCUCAUGUUCAAUGACGAUGUACCUCCAAAAUGUUUGCUGGUUGACUUUCAGUUGGUGAGGUACUCGCCCUUGGCGAACGACGUGGCACAAUUCUUGUAUCUUUGCGCCGAUCGAAGUUUCAGAGAAACCUCGGAGGAGGCAAUGUUAAAGCAUUAUUACAGUGUUCUGCGCGAAACUUUGUAUUCAAUGAGAUCAACCUCCGUAGAGGUUCCGCCCUGGUCGGAGUUAGUACAGGGAAUGGAAGAACAGCGUUUAGGUGCUGUGAUCACUGCAGCUAUAUAUUACCAGACUGUGUUGCUGGAUGAGAACUUGGGUGAUCAGAUUAUGAACGAGUUUGAUACCUUCAACGAAUAUAUCUUUAAAAACAGAAACGAUAUAGUAAUCGAUGCCAUGAAAAAUGACCCUGUCUUCAAGAAGAGAAUGACAGAGACUAUUAACGAACUGGUCGAGUAUAGUUUUCGAUUUGAAGAUUUGCCAAAGCCAACGUAA
Messenger RNA from Hylaeus anthracinus, 1316 nucleotides. RefSeq lists its product as uncharacterized. The record is from RefSeq and is a predicted model, not a curated record. Bases 18 to 1316 code for a protein of 432 amino acids. NCBI's taxonomy places the organism in Eukaryota, Metazoa, Arthropoda, Insecta, Hymenoptera, Colletidae. The transcript has a single exon.